UUGAAGUUUUGAUAAGCUUGCAAAGCGGUUACAGUAAACGGUGGCACAGCAAAUAGUAGCCAGGAAACUUUAUUGGAAGCAACAUGAAACCAAUUUGGUUUGUGUCGAUUUGCCUUCUAGCAUUCGCUGGUGCAGUACACGAAAAUAAAUUCGAUGUAACAAGCGGCUGUCUGCAACACAACUCUAACUACGGAUACAAUGUUGCUCAUCCAUUUUUUGCCCUAACCUCCUUUGAAAACGCUUUACAUCAGUUUGAUGAUAAAGACACAAUAAAUAGAACUACAAUUCGGAUAGGAAUUUUAACCAAGAACGAUGGACACAUCCGGCUCACGUCUGGUGAGUACCCGUUCUACAACCCCAACAACCUGAUAACUGAAAUCGUUAUAUCUGGUUGGAGCAACACCAACCAUGAAGUUCGUACAUAUUCUUUCCAACGUCCUGACGAACGUUCUGGGAUUACCAUUCUGAAGCAUCAAUCCAGUUUGGGUGAGCUAUCGGAAUUUGUACCAUUGAUGUUUACUAUGGAGAUCACCAGGCUGGGUGAUAUUGCGUUGAACAAGGACGGUGAGCAAACCUCAUUUCUUGCAGUACGUCAUAGACAACAAACGCCGUUAACAGGAAUUUACAUUGGAUUUUGUAACUGGGAUGUUCCGGCAAUUUAUUUCUACGAUUGUCCAUUGUUGAAAACGGAAAAACAUGUUUGUGGGGACAACAAAGAAGUCCUACUGCAGCAUUAAAUCUUUAAGCUGCACUUUUAAUAAGUGAAAACAAGGGCAAUUAUUACAAUUAUUAUGGAGAAAAAAAGUGUUUAAUGCUAAAAACGUGUUCCCGUGUGCGGCAUGAAAUUACUAGUGUGUUUUUUCUAAUCGGGAUAAGAUUUUCCCAUCUAUGUGUCGAAAAUAAUCUACAAUUGAAAUCAAAAACCCAUUUAAAUUUUGUAAUAUACGCGAGUAAAUAUCUUAAUAACAAAUCUAGAA
Messenger RNA from Wyeomyia smithii (pitcher-plant mosquito), 977 nucleotides. RefSeq lists its product as uncharacterized. Lineage: Eukaryota; Metazoa; Arthropoda; Insecta; Diptera; Culicidae. The transcript has 2 exons. The record is from RefSeq and is a predicted model, not a curated record. The coding region runs from base 84 to 737 and encodes 217 amino acids.